Molecule: messenger RNA, 10403 nt
Organism: Bemisia tabaci
Lineage: Eukaryota; Metazoa; Arthropoda; Insecta; Hemiptera; Aleyrodidae
Source: RefSeq, a predicted model, not a curated record
AGUUCAAAUCGAAGUAAAAAUUCAGCCUCAUCUUUUCAUGUACCCAAGAAUUAUUUUUCUAGUGAUAUAAGUGAUACAGGCAUUGAUUUAGGAGAGAUCACUGAACGUAAUUCAAGUUUUAAUAACCAUUAUUUGUCUAUUACUUUUCCACUAAACUUCAAUAGACAUCAAGAGGCGAUUCCCAAUUCACCCAUUCGUCCAUCCAUGACAUCAAUCACUGUACCAUCGAAUGCCUCUAGGCAAAGAACUGCAGAAUCACUGUUACUGAGAACAAUUACUACUUCCUCUAACGUUGACCCCACCAUAAAAUUCAUGUCCUCCAUAAAGAACAAAAGACGUGAUGUUCGUAGGCUAAACCAUAGAAAUGACUUUUCUACUGCUACUUACUCACCUUACUCUAAAAGAACAAGCUCCUCAACAAUCAAAGUCGACCAUUUCAUUACAUUUGCCGAUGAGUACAAUUUGACUAUUAGUAAAAAAUCUCCUCAUGCCACAAAAAAUACUCUAACUCCGCCAAAAACCUCGCGGUUUUUAGAAAAACAUACUACUGUAAAUUAUUUGGACAGCACUCUAAAGGAUAUUGGGAGUCGUGAUCCAAAAUAUCAUUUUCCUGUGGUCACUAAUCAAUCAUCCACCUUCAACUCGUCAAAAGCCUCCUUCCCGACAAAGACUAGAGACAGGAAUCCUCUUGGCAAUCGGAAAUUAAAAGCAAAUAACAGCCGUAAAAAUACAACCAACAAUCAGCAUGUCAGAGGGUCGAAGUCCCACCGAGUUCUAUCAAGUACGAGUUCAAAAUAUCCGUCACAAACAAUGACCAAUCCAGACAUCUCAACCCUCCAAUGGAGUAGUGGUAACGGAAAUUUCUCUGGAAACGAGCAACAAGUAUCCUUUAACACUUCUAGCCUUGAUACUUUUGGAUCAACUGCACCAAACAAUGGAAGUGCACAAAUAUUGAUCUCAAAUAAGAGAGCACAUAGACCUUCAGCACGUCGUUUAUCAGGAAGCGAGCAUAUUUUCCGUUGGAAAAUCAAAACGAGAGGUCCUUUCAGUGUAAGCCGAUUAACUCCAAAAAUAAGUUCAGAAACGACUCCCACCAAACUCAUAUCGAAAGAUACACAGGCUCGGAAUUCUAAAACUCCCAGCCCUGUAAAUGAUAGCAGAAUUCCCAGCAUUGUUCACGAUGCAUAUGAUACUCAUAGAAACGGAGCUAAAAAUACUGAGUUCCCUAGAUUCUCCUCCAAAAGGGCUAGUAUUGGACGAUCAGUUGCUCCUCCGCUCGGUGUUGAACAAUUUUUCUCCUGGAAAACUAAAAAGCGUCGUCCUUCUAGUGGUUCAAGGUUUAAUCGUCAGAAUUCAACAUCCAUAACUCCAUAUUUUUCAAAAGAAAACAAAGGGUCCUCGUGCACAUGCGCACAUCCUGCACAUGAAAUAGUCACAAGUCCUUCGGUCCCACAUGCAUCUUCUUUUUCCAACAAGCUUCAGUCUGCUCAUCAAAAAAAUGCGCGACCACACUCUAGAACAUCAAUGUCGCCCUCAAACAUAGGUAUUACCAGGGACAGACUAAAUCUCCCACGAAUCGUCCAAAAAUCGCAUCCUGAAAUCGGUGCAAAGAACACAAUUUUCAGUAAUACAACUGAAAAUACGUCAUCCCUUCAAAUAUUUAGUACAAAGCCUCAACGACGACCAUUGAAACCUUCUUUCAGAGCCGGACAAUUUUUUCCAUGGAAUUUUGAGAAACCAAGUCUUCAAAAAGCUCGUCAAAACUCUACACCUCGGGUUGAUUUGCAUAGUACUACCUCUAGGGUUGCAGGAAAUUCAGAAAAACAGGUAGUGACACCUUUCUUAGGAGUUGAGCAGUUGCUUUCUUGGAAGGUAAAAAAGUAUAGCUCAUUAACUUAUCCAAAAUUAUUUCCGGUCAGUAACCUUACUAGUACCGUUUCCCCCCAUCAGUCCAUUGGUGCAUCAUUUCCUGAGUGGUCGGUAGCAUUCCCGUCUAGAGGUUUUUCUUCAAUGACAAAUAAAAAAAUUAGCCGACUAGACUUCCAAAAAAAUAUUUUUAAUAUUAAUCAAAGAGUUAGUACUAAUCAGCCAUUCAUAUCUAACACAAGAUACGGUGAAAAUAUUUUUAAAGAGUUGCUGAAGCCACUUUUGUUUCCUACAGCUCCAGCUAAAGGCCAUAAUCAUCAUCAACCGGAAAUAACAUCACGGAUUCCUUAUUUCGGGAGAUCUGACUCGAACUUGGCUCUUACUCUCAACCCUAUGUUCGUAAGAAAAAUUGAUAGCCUUAAAGCAAAAGUUUUUAGUCCAAGUACGAUACGUUUUUUUGAUCCACCGAGAGUUUUUGUAACACGAGUCAGUAGUAUACAGCCAACAGCACCACCUUUCGCUUCAAAAUCUAAUUUCAAAUCAAAAAUAAAAUCAUACUUCACUUUAAUACUUAACACCACCAGAGGGCCACUUACAACACAAUUUGUACCCCCUCAAAGGAAUUUUUCUUCUCAGGGUUCAACCAAAUCAGCAAUAACACAAUCUAUUGGAUUUAAAGAUGUCAUCUCGUGGAUGAAUAAAACGCACUUGUUACCUAAUUACAACACAAGUAUAGAAUCAUGGUGGCCUGAUUUAAAAAAAGAAAUUGAGUCCUGGAGAAUUUUACAAAAGGUCUCCCCCACGCAAAGUACUCUGCGGGAUGGAUUGACUUAUGAGCAUAUAAAAAACCGGAAUUCAAUCAUUGGAAAAACUUACACUCCAAUUAGCCAAGCUGUGAACAUUACAAAAACACCUCUCCCUGAAUACGAUAUCAUCAAACCUACGGAAAAUCUAGUAGAAAGAAAAAGAGCAGAAACCAAGAACAAUGCUAUAACAGUGAAAUUAUCCACCAGAAAAGGUACUCUAUGGGACGACUCAAUUUAUGAGCCUUCCAAAGACCGGAAAUCAACGAAUGAUCAAUAUCCUACUCUGAUAACGGAGGCUGUAAAUGUUACGAAACCAUCUCCUAGUGAAAUCAAUGUUGACAAAACUACAGAAACGCCUUUGCAAACAAAACGGGCAGAACCACAGAACGCUCCAAUAACAAAGAGUUUAUCAAGAUCGUUUGUUAAAGAAACAUCUAAUAAAUCUACCAUCAUUUUUGAUGUAGUAACUACUUCUGUCAAUAGAUCUGUGAUACUACCAACGAGAAUUUCAACUGUUGAAUCAACUAACGUUCCAGCCACAGAGCUUCUGACAAGAGGACUAUGGAGUGAGCGCAGACAACAAUCGGACAGUACAUCAAAAAUUAUUACUAGUCUCUCUGAACUAGGAACUACUUAUAUCACGAGUGCCUCUAAAGAGAGACAAGCGCACUUUAAAUCAGAUCCUGACCCAAAAUUCAUCGUCACAGAUCCUCCGUCUCGACAUACAACAUUGGCAAUCAUUGAACAUGGAACAACCCAAGCAGAGAAUCGUGCUUCGGAGAAACUUGUGGCAGAUACUCCUAAACCUUUGCCUACGAAUCAAUAUACUAUUGAAACAUCAACGGAAACAACCCUUGCCAAGAGAAAACUCCUUCCACUUAGAGGCACGACGAGCGUCUCAAAAUCUCUACACGUAGGCACCUCUUCUUUUCAGACGACUUUAAACACAGCUAAUGAAGGCACAGAUACUGCUGAAGCAAUGCCUACUAUAGUAAGCAGACCCUCCGUAACAACAUUUAAGAUUAAUGAAAAUGGAAUUGCGUCUCCUCGUAUACCUCCAACUAUUCAAAUCUCUCCGGAAGGAACUCAGACACCAAGCUCCUUUCCUCGUAUACCUCCAACCAUUCAAAUCUCUCCGGAAGGAACUCAGACACCAAGCUCUUUUAAUGUGAUGCCUAAAUUGGAACCUGGUCUUAAAAGCGCGACCACUAUUAAAUUGUUAGAUAUUGGGAAUACUCAUUUGGAUGUUAUUGCAGCAGAAGAGGCAAACUUUCACCUGAAAGAAAGACCAAGUACGAUAACUACGAAUCCUCUUCUUCCAAAAAGAAUAACGACAUCCUUUGGGUCUCGGAAGCUCCCUGUGGAAGUACCCACCUCACCACCUCAAUCAUUUUCAGACGUGGAGCAAGACUCUGGUCAAACAACAACACACACACCUAUCCGCGAGCUGAAAUUCUACCCUAAACAGGUAAUCAGCAGUACUCUCCUACCAACGUCAUACAGCGUUUCAAAAUUCAAAAACAUCCCACAGUCCACUGACGAGUUGGACGUGACGUCCCCCACAAUUAUACCCUCAAAGGGCACUGGAACUAUUAAAUCAACAAAGCUACCAUCCAUCGAGAAUCUUGUUGAAAAGCCUUCGACGCGAAGUUCUUUAGGAGGGUGGAAGGAGCCUCCGGGAUCUACGCCUAAACGCACCACCAGUUUUCCCAAAAAUGAAGCCACCGACUUCCCAGCUUCCUUGGAUGGGAAGCGGGUUACUCUUAAACCUGAAUCUGACCGAACAAUCAUUGUCACGAAUCUACCUCUUAAAGAUGGAACUGUGACAUUCCUUGUAUCCAAAAAAUUCCACGCAGAAAAACCUGCUUCAGUGCCCGCGGAUACACCUGAGACCACAAUAACAGAUCUGUUUACCAAGAAAAGUUUUACACUAACUCCUCUCGAUGAGCGCAGGAAUUUCCCGGAAGGAAGUAGGACGAGUACCUCUCAAACGCAGCACAGGAGUAGCACAUCAUUUGGGAUGAUUAUGAAUAGAGUCAGUGGAUCUUCAGAUAACGUCCACAUUUUACCCACAACUAUAGACAGCUCCCGAGGGAGAUCCGUUCAGCAAAAUAUGAUCAGAAUUAUUCCUUCUUCAAUCUCAACAGCUACAGAAAUAUCUCAGGAAGACAUCUCAACCCCAGGUUCCGCAGGUGUGGAACGUAGACUGGAAUCUGUGAAUGAUAACUUCACACAUGCUUAUCAUCCUAGAAUCUUCGAAGAUUCGACGGAUAGGGGACACACGAACUUCCAGCGGGUAGAUGACACUAGUAUGGAAACUACGAAUGCUCAUUUCCACAAAAAUACCACAACAUUAUCACCGGACGCACGGAAACUCCCUGCAGAUAUUCCGUCUUAUUUGCAUACAACAUUCUCAGAUGAGAGGUUAGGGUUUGAGCCAACGAUAAGGAAACAAUUUCUCAACAACAAAAUAGUCAAUCACACAUCCACUACCAAUGGACUUUUAAUAACUUACGAUUUCGAGGAACCAACUCCAGGAGUCACCUCGCAGGUCAUGGAAAAGUUUCAUUUUACAAGCUCCUCUACGAUUAAACCACAGGCACAUCCAAAAAUCAUAGUAACCGUUCAAGCAUCCGAUAAUUCGACCAAAAUGCACCUUGGUAAAGAAUCGCCUACACGCAGUCUCUCGAUCACGCCCAGAUUAUACCCAGAGCAUGACUCGAAGAGUAGCGUUAGUCCGGAUGUAGAUAAAAGCACCAAUGUCUCUCCAUCUGGUAGUAACUUCGACCUCAAGAAAUAUCACUAUCCAGAAACAAACCAGACUUCCACGCCGUUGAACGAAGCUACAGACUUCACACAAAAUUCUACCAUCUCACCCAAUGUAGACGCAUUUAAUAACAAAUUUUCUCAAAAAACGCAAGCAAAAACAAUUUUCGAUGAUUCAACAGGAAGAAUAUCCGAACCUACUGUAAAAGAGGAACCAGAUGAAGCCAUCACCAGCUUUGAGGUACCAAGCACUCCCACAAGUAGACCUCAUAUAUCUUUUAAAAACAUUCAAAUCUUUGGUUCUACAGAACUUCCAGCGACAAAAGAGUCUGACGAAAAAUCUCCAAGAAAGCCCUAUUUGAAAGAGCCAAAGCUGCUGCCGCAGCGUGACGCGAAUAACACUGUUAACCUCCUUGAACAGGAAUCCACGCACUCCACACCUCUCUCGGAGACAGGACAAACGUUCCUCAAACCAAGACAACCCGAGACAAGCAUCAUUGGAACAAAUCCUCUUCCUACCUACAUAACUGCAGCAUUUGCGGAGCGCAGAAAAAUUGAGACCGAAAAACCUGCCGAGCUUCCCGUUGCCACUUCUAUGCCACCCCCUUUGGAGUAUAUUACUUUUGAAACUCCUACACGGAGUCCUCUCCUCAGUCACCAAUUCUCACCUCAUGGGAGCUCGACGAGCAUCGCAAAAACUCAAAACAGGAAGAACAUAACGUCUACGAAGAUUUCCAGCCAAGCUGACGGUGUUACAGAAGAUGCUGCUUUAACACUCAUAACUUCAGGCAGUUACUCUCUGACAUCAUCUCACUUUAAUAAGUCUAAAAUUACUCCUCCCUCUUUCUCUCCAAAUGUGGACAUUUUUUCUGAGAAAUCUUCGACUGGAAACAUCUCGCAUGCAGAGCGUCAAUUCCUGCCCACUCGCGUGAGUAUGACAACCACAAGUCUUCCGAAAGAAAGGAUUACAGAUUCUCUAACUGCUACUACGACGGGAAUAGAGGAAUUUCAGCAAAAGGAAGAGCCCAACGUGUCUAGAACAGUGCGUCCCACAGGUAACGAGAGCAAGUCGUCAGUAGAUUCUCGGGGGUUUUCUGCGGCUCUCCCAUCUUUAGCGCCUACGACAUUCUCCAAACCUGUAGAAAGUCUCACCCAAACUACUCCGUCAAUAUUUCUACAAGAGCGAUUAGUCCAUGAGGAACAAAAAACCAGCAGUGCUCUUGAACCUGAAACAACGGACAGUCCAAGAUUUACAUUCUCCUCUCUGGUUGCACGCAAAAUAACUACCCCAACUCCUUCGGUUAGCUCGAUUUCGAUGCCUCCACAGAAUAUUCUGGUAUUUGCAACGGCAAAACUUCCGACCAUCGACAGCUUUGGUAACCACCAUAAUCGUAGUAUCCAAAAUGAGCAUAAUUUGCCCCUGGACCUCACCUCAAGCGCCGCUGUAAAUGUUCCCAGACUAAAACCCACCAUCACUCCGACUAUCCUUCCUUUCAGUCGAAUUCAAGGAGAGGGACUCCUUCUGCAAACCAGUCCGACAGCAAAUAACAACUUUUAUGCAAUACACCCAGCAGAAGUCAAAACGACUUUUGAGCCAGAGGAAGAGUCUACAUUGAUUGUCACCAACCUUCCACUAAAGCAUGCGGCCGUAGCAUCGACCAAGAAUCGGAGAGUGCCUUUCAUGCAGUCUCCGUCACUUUCGACCUUUAUGCCACAAACCCCAUCAACAGACACUUUUGAUCAGAAAACCCCCUAUCAAAGCUAUCUCGAGUCAUCAGGCAAGCCGAAAUUCGUACCUUUCACCACGUCUAUCCAGAAUACGAAGAGGUUACCUUUCAACUCACAUAAAAGUCGUGCUGAAGACGAUUUUCUACCAACCAUCCCUGCCAAUGCUCACACAAACAUCCAACCAGAGCCCAAGUUAAGUUAUAAUGUGACUCAUCCUCCAACAAAAUAUAGUUUCAAAAUACCCAUUGAAGGCAAGACGGCCCCCCUUGAAAAUUCUUCAUUCCUCUCAUCCACUCGUGAGGCCUCGGCAACAGACAUUUUAAAUCAGGUAACUGUACAACAAGGAUACCUCAAACCGCAAGCUCAGCUUCAAUUCGUACCCUCUAUUCCCUAUAUUCCGUUUGCAAAGACGGUAUCAUUCACCUCUCGUAACACGACGGUAGAGGGUGACUUCUUUCCGACCACUCCUGCGGAGACUCAGACAAAUCUCAACCAGGAGCCCAGGCCCAGGUCCAUUGGCACUGAUCCAUCUCUAGAAUAUACUACCAAAAUGCCUGUCAAAAGCGGAAAAAUUCCUACUAACAAACAUUCCUUCCUUCCCUUACACACUCGUCAAUCCUUACUACCAGACAUGUUUCCGCAGGUAACUACAUUGCAAAGCUACUUCGUGCCUUAUGCCGAGCCUAAAUUCUUAACCUUCACUCGUCCUUUCAUAAAUGCGGAGAGGGCAUCGCUCACUUCAAUUAACACCCCUAUAGAGGACGAUUUUCCCCCAACCAUAACUACAGAAACCCUAACAAGCAUCAGCCCGGAGCAUCGGGCGAGACGUAUUUCCACCAUUCCGCCUUUUAAAGAGACUGCCACAAAACUCGCUAUAAGUAAGGAAACCCUUCAUAGAAAAUCUUCCUCGCACCUCAAAUACACUCACGAGAUAUCAUCAACGGAAAAAUUGGAUCAGGAAACUCUACAGCAAGACAAUUUUCAGCCUCGAGCCAAAUCUAAAAAAGCGGGUUCAAUAGCUCCCAUUCAAAAUGCAAUGAGGUCAUCAUCCAUUUCCCACGAAACUGCUGGAGAGGACAAUCUCCUACCAACUUUUCCUGCUGAAACCGAUUCAAACCGCCAUUCAGAGCCCGAAUCAAAAGAAAUUUCCACUAUUUUUCUUCCGAGCUAUACUGUUAAAAUGUCCGUCGAUCAAAGAAAAAUUCAGGUAAUGAAAUCUGCCUUACUUCCAUCAUCUACUCGCAAAGCCUUCGCAACAAACGCCUUUGGCCAAGGUACUCCAGAACAAAGGUAUUUCGAAACUGGUGCGAGGCCUAAAUUCUCAGAACCGAUCCAUACCAUCGAUUAUACAGAGCGGGCAUUUUUUACGCGUCCAAAUACUCCUGCAGAGAACAGCAUCUUACCGAUCAUUCCUGAGGAAGCCCAGACAUAUCCUGAUCCACAGCUGAAAUCACGAUACAUCGGCACUGGUCCUUCGCUAAAAUAUCCUACCAAGACUACCGUCGGUAACAGAAAUAUCCCUGUUAUGAGACAUUCCUCACCCCCUUCAUAUACUCGUCAGGCCUCACUGACGGCCAUCGUUUCUCAGGAUAGCACACAGCAAAUACCACCUUUGUCAUCUAAAACUGUUUCGAAGAAAAGCUUUCAGAGAGCCACGACACUCUCUCCCUUUAGCGAAAAAGCUCUGUUUUCAGAACAGACUGCCAACAGCUCUUCCUGGUCACACCAAUCAGACGAUUCAAAAUUUAGAACCACCUCCCCUGUAACUGGUGAGUAUCAGACAAUAAUACCAAUCACUAGCAGGCCCAACAUGCUGCAAAGGAAUUUCUCCGUAAUCGAAUCGGCAGACUCUCAAGUCACAAAGCGCUCCGAAGAGCAGUAUCCGUUCAGAAACUCUAGUGUUGAGCUUAAAUCAAACCUUCAGCGAAUCUCGAAGAACGAUGAUACUUUCCCCGAAAAAGAAAUUAAUAGUACAAUGCUUCAAAUUGUGAAUGAAAGUCCUUCAAUUGCAGAUAAUAACGGGAAAGACGUGACAAGAGACGAGCGAAUGGAAAUUAAAAAAGUUAGCCUAAAAGAAAUUGGAAAUCGGGAAAGUCGCAUUAGGUACGAGAGUAGUUCGAUCAGUUUUUCAAACGACUCAAUAACCAUUCCCACUGAGAUGCCAACCGAUGACACGUAUACCGAUGAACCAUCAUUUGAAUUUACUGAAUUUUUAAGCAGUGGCUUACAGUCAAUCGGACAAGCAAUAAUUUCUCCUCUUGAAGCACUGAGACGCACCAUCGUAAGUCUGCUUACGCGUGAAGAGGGAGAUCCUAGUGACUUUUUAUCAACAACCUCUAACCCAAAAGAAGAGAAUACGGAAGUCCUCUCCACCUUCUCCCUCCCCUCUUUAAAGGUAGAGAAUUCCAUCUCAUUGCCUAUGCAUGCACCUAAAUCAGUUAAGACCACACAAUUGACCACAUUUCCGGCAAAUUCUAAAGACAUGACUCGUAUACGUACGCUUCGUCCUUUAAAUCAGGAAGAAAUGCAAUCCUUUGAGCAAACAUAUUGGCGCAGCUUCACAAAUUCGCAUACCCAACGUCUCUUGAGUCAUUUUCCAUUAUCAACUUCAAUAAGUGAGCGUAGGCAAAGUGAUUUUGCCUCUAGACAACCUUUUGUCCCAAACAUGUCACAGAGGCAUCACCAAACGAACAAAACUUGGCACAAAAAUACUUCCUUCCCCAAAAACACAGAGAGCACUGUGAGAGUGACUAAAGGAGUGACUAAGGAAGUUUUUGGAACCCACUUUUCAUUUAAUGGAGUGUCCGUAUCCCAUUAUAAUUCAACUCCAAUACCUACUUCCUAUUCAGAGACGAUCCCUCCUCUAACAAUCAACCCUUAUUACUCAAAACCAAUCCGAUCACCUUUAGGUAGAAGAACUGCAACGAAGGUACAAAAGAAAACAAAUUUCGGGGGACUAACUCCUAAGUCUGACCACCAUCGACUCCUCCGAUCACCAGUUGACCAAAAUAGUAAAAUUGGUGAUGAUACGAAUGUUCCUGACGUAAUUGCUAAGAAACUGGAGCACCAAAACGAUGACGUGCAGCUCUUGCCUUUGAAGGGGGAAGACUUUCCAUCCGAUGAUUUGGAUCAUAGAUAUCGUCUUCAUAUACCUGUAAAACCAAAAGCAUUUUCUAAGUUUUUUCCAAUUUUACACAGAUGACCGCUCAUUGGAAUAUGUUUCAGACUUGAAAAAGA